GUCUUUACUAAGUUCAUUAUUGUGCUGUGGCGGUAAGUCCUAACAUGUCUCAGUUUGUCAUACAGUCGAAUAAUUUAGCCGAAUACCUUAAAUAUAAAUUAUGAGCAACUAUUUUGGCAGCGGGAAUACUCCUCACAACAUUAGGAUAUCUACUGUAGUCGUUAAUGUACUUUAACGUUUAUUAUUUUCGGGAAAAAACACGGAAUGUUAGCAAACAAGAGGGCUUGGAAGAGGUCGUUUUUAGGAGGGUAACGGUGACUUUUACUCCAAAUGUCACAGAAAGACGACUCUGAGGAUGACAUUUGGGAGUAUAAACCUCUUGAGAAGAAAAAGAAGAGAACCGAAUCAGCAAUUGUGACUAAAAGAUGUACUGUCAGAAAAAAAUCCAAAAGAGACCCUUCUUUCCCCCUCAAGUCACCUGACAAGAAAGUGAAGAAGACAGCUGAGAGAGGAGAGUGCAGUUCUGUUGUUAACGGACAUGGCGCUUCAGAGACAGAUAAUAAACCCUCAAAGUCAUCUACUACUACUGACACAGAGCCAACAGACGAUGCUGCUGCCGAGGGACCAACCUCUGGAGACUUCUGCCCCAUGUGUCAGAUGCCCUUUUCCAUUUUGGUGGUACAGACUCAAAGAUGGCAUGUUGCUGAAUGUCUUGACACCCCCAGGGACACAUGCAAAGAAUGUCCAGACGGCCUCCAGUGCUUCUCCACCAUUCCAAACCAUUACAAGAAAUUCAACCACUCUUUCCUGGCCCAUAGUCGAGCAAACGGUGACACAGUCCUCCUCAGUUUGUCCCAGCAGGCAGAGACCAGCGGGAACACCAGUUGUCCCCCAGGACUGAUAAACAAUGAGGUGGAUGACCCUUUUUUAGAGAGUUCACAGGAUAGUGCUGUCAGUCUUUCUGCUGUAUCCAAUCAUAGUGUCUCCCCUCAAAGUAGUCUCACUGGAACACCUCCGUCUAAGCUUACAAAUGGACUUCUAUUACUGCGCUCACCUGGACCGGAGGAUUUUAAGAAAAAGAAAGGCUGGUCAUCAGCUACUAAAAGCCGAAAGUCUCUCAGUUCCUCACAAGAAAGUAGAACAGAGCUUUCAUCCACUCCUGUCAAGGCAGAGAAAGAAAGACAAGUUUCACCCAAAAGUGAACCUUUCCCUGACAUCGAUGAUGCAAUAUCAUAUUCUCCUCUUUCUGAGUUCCCUGCAGAGACUGAAGUCAAUAGUAGUGAAUGUCGGAAAGCCCUUUUUAAUAAUGAUGCGUUUGAAAAUGAUGAUGAAAAGUCAAUGGUGCUGUUCAGUGAUGGUUUCUCAAGUGAAGAUGAGCUCCUCUCUGAAUUUAUAGAUAAUUUAGAAACCAAUAAUGUGCAGGCAAAGGAGCCUGCUUCCUUAAACACCCAGCUGGAGUCAGUUACCUCACCGACGCCCACUAAUCAGCUAGCUGCCUCUGCAGGUGCUCAUUUCACAGGUGAAAAAAAGGCUCACGGUCAAUCUACCAGUGCCAUCAGUUCAUGUAAAAGCAGCAUUCAGUCCCCUCAAAGUAUUGUUUUAGAGCGCCUGAAAGAAACUCUUUUAAGCUCAGAUUUGAAAAGCUUGAAUGACAGCAGUAUUCCAGUGCCUUCACAAACCUCUAUUGUCCAAAGAUCUCAAACAAUGCCUCCACAGAAGGGCCAGAGCAAGGCAGGUCAGGCUUCCUGUCUGAAGCAGACUGACAUCGGAGUGUUUUUUGGCCUCAAACCCCUCAAAGAGAAGGUGAAAGUGGCUGAAAGUGGACCAAAUGAACUCAACACUACCUCUCUUGGUGAGAACUCAGGUCGGAGACGACAAAGAAUGGACAGGCAAAGAAAAAGUAAGGCUGACACAACUGCGGAUACUGCACAGGGCUCAGUGGCUGUAGGUAAUGUGGUGGAUGCUCAGGGAGAAGCUGGGAAAGGUAAAGCGAGAGGAUGGAGAGGAAGACGAUGGAACAGAGGGAACGCUGAUGGAGAAGUGGAGCCACGGCGUUGUCCCUUCUACAAGAAGAUUCCUGGCACAAAGUUCGUCAUAGACGCCUUUCAGUAUGGAGAGAUCGAGGGCAUCACUGCCUACUUCCUAACACAUUUCCACUCCGACCACUAUGGAGGGUUGACCAAAAAAUUCACAUUUCCAAUCUACUGUAACAAAAUUACAGGGAACCUUGUGAAGAGCAAGUUGAAGGUGGCAGAGCAGCAUGUCAACAUCCUCCCCAUGAACACCCAGGUCACUGUGGAGGGAGUCGAGGUCAUCCUCCUGGAAGCCAACCAUUGUCCCGGAGCUGCCAUGCUGCUGUUCUUCCUGCCUGAUGGACAGACAGUCCUCCACACCGGAGACUUCAGAGCUGAUCCCUCAAUGGAGACCUACCCGGAGUUACUAAGCUGCAGGGUGCAAACACUAUACUUGGACACCACCUACUGCAGCCCUGAGUACACCUUCCCCAGACAGCAAGAAGUCAUCAACUUUGCAGCCAGCACAGCGUUUGAACUGGUGACACUCAACCCACGGACACUUGUGGUGUGUGGAUCCUACUCUGUGGGAAAAGAGAAGGUGUUUCUGGCACUGGCAGAGGUCCUGGGGUCUAAAGUGUGCCUCUCUAGAGACAAAUACAACACCAUGUGCUGUCUGGAAUCGGAGCAAGUUAGACAACGUAUAACCACCGACUGGAAGGCAGCCCAGGUCCAUGUGCUGCCCAUGAUGCAGCUCUCCUUCAAAAAACUGCAGGAUCACCUGGCACGCUUCUCAGACCGAUAUGAUCAGCUGGUGGCCUUCAAGCCCACAGGCUGGACCUUCAGCCAGCAGAUGGAUUCAGUGGCAGAUAUUCAGCCUCAGACCAGUGGCAACAUCUCUAUCUAUGGAAUACCAUACAGUGAACACAGCAGCUUUCUGGAGUUGAAGCGUUUCGUCCAGUGGCUUCAGCCCCUGAAGAUCAUACCGACGGUCAACGUUGGCAACUGGGCUAGCAGGAAGGCCAUGGAGAAGUGCUUCAGUGAGUGGCUCAUGGAAACCAGAGCUAAACUGUAGCUGAAAUAGAGGUAAUCUUGACUGAACUCAAAAUCUCUCAGCUGCUCGCUUGUUUGUGGGAUGAACAAUUCAUUCUCAAUGCCGUAUGGCCAUGGGGAACAAACAUAUUUUAACACUACUCACUGUAUUACUUUUAUUGAAGUUACUUCAGACUGCUGUGCUCAUAAAACUAGCAUUUCAUUGCAGAGCAAGUUGAACAUGGACUGUCAUCACAUCUAUAAAAAAAGGUCAAGUAUUAGCUCUUAAACCAACUUACUCUGCUUUUAUGAAUAAAAAUAACUGAACUCUGAAAACUGCUUUUAUAAACAUGAUCUGAGAUCGUACAUGUAUCAUGUCCAAUUACACCUGUGUCACCUAGAAGUAUUAUACAAUAGAACUGAAUGAACCGCUUUGAAACUGUGCAAUUUCAUAAUUACCUGCAUUUUUUGUCUCUAUUUAAAUUUUUAUGCUGGAAAAUAAUAAAUGUUUUAGACGUUCUCAUA
Messenger RNA from Centropristis striata (black sea bass), 3509 nucleotides. RefSeq names its product DNA cross-link repair 1A (PSO2 homolog, S. cerevisiae) (gene dclre1a). Gene Ontology annotation, biological process: interstrand cross-link repair; double-strand break repair via nonhomologous end joining; protection from non-homologous end joining at telomere. The coding region runs from base 271 to 3027 and encodes 918 amino acids. Gene Ontology annotation, molecular function: 5'-3' DNA exonuclease activity; damaged DNA binding. The transcript has 9 exons. Lineage: Eukaryota; Metazoa; Chordata; Actinopteri; Perciformes; Serranidae. The record is from RefSeq and is a predicted model, not a curated record.